Closterium sp. NIES-65 is the source of this 1614-nucleotide messenger RNA. The record is from the annotation of a GenBank genome assembly. NCBI's taxonomy places the organism in Eukaryota, Viridiplantae, Streptophyta, Zygnematophyceae, Desmidiales, Closteriaceae.
AUGACAUCGCGUAGGCCACCGGCAGCGGGGCGGCGGGAUAACAAAACGAUCCCGGAAUCGCUAAGCAACAAGCUGUUGCGCUCGCGUGAACUCCUGCAGGGGGAUAUGAAUACGGAGGCCGCAGUGGCCGCGUCGGUUUCCGCAUGGGGCUCGCGGCUGCCAUGCGUCAAAGAAGAGCCCGUGCCGAAUGACGCGCUGACUGCUCUACUGAACGCACCAUCUUCAACGACUUUUAAGACGGUGUCUCUGUAUAAUCACAUGGGUGUGGGCUGUCAAUUGAAUGCGCACGACACCUUGACGCUCGCCGACAAGAAAUAUCUGGGGGGCGCGGUUGUCGAUUUCCAUAACAUCUGGGACUACGGAGUGUACAUGUGCCAGUAUCUCGAAGCUCUAGUGACAUCUGGGUUCAUAACCGUGAGAGAGUACAUAUCGUUCAAGGGCGUGAGCGCUGAGAGGUACCGCCACAAGAUGUGUGGGAAACUUUGUUCUCAUGCCGAGGGAACGCUGAUUCCCGAGCUGCAGCGCCAGGGUCUCCGCAUACCUCUGCAGCCUGUUCACGUUAUCGGCGACAACGCAUACAUAUGCGUCGACCUUCCUAUGGACAUCCGAAGAGUGCUGCUAGACCACAAGGAGAAGUUCGCUGUAAUUAAGCACGACAUACAGGUUAUGACGGCCAAGAUCGAGUAUCUGGCCAUCCGCAAAGGCGUGACGUCGGACGAGCUGGACGGAGGGGCGCGCCAACACCUGGGUGCCGUGGUCGACACGAUGGUGCCGACGGCGACUCUACGCAAGCACGCGAAAGCAGAAACCACCGCGGACGGAAGUGGCCAGAUGAAGGUCGUGCGGAAUCCUCCGAUGCGUGCACUGGCGGCAGUGCCAUCAAUCUCUCCCUGUCAUGCACCUCACACACCUGCCGUGAAAGAUAGCCAAGUUACUGCCGGCAACGCGACACCUGCUAUGGUCAGGCAACAACAGCGCGACCAUCUUGCACUGGCUUUGCGCAGCCGCGCUACGACUCCCGUGCCCGCAGCUCCAGGUAACCCCGGAAGGGUCGCAAGCAGCGGCCAAACGGGAGUUAUGUGGAACGCAACGAAGCAGAGGUACUACGUCCGGAUCAUAUCUGCUCGCCGUCAGCAGGUUCGUCUGGGGUCGUACGAGGACAAGGACGAGGCGUCAUACGCGUAUGCUGCGGGAGCCGUUGUACUUCGCCCGAACUCACGCAUCAGCUGCACAGUGGAGCUGUCUGACGGUGACAGGCAGGCUUUAGCCGGCUGCACUGAGGAGAUCCUAAGGCUACUCGUGAAGUACAGGCGCUGGAACAGAUGGAGGGAGUGGAGAGCCGCAAUGGCUGGCCUUGACGAUGCGCAGCCGGUCGAGACCUGUUCACGGCGAAAGGGCAGAGUGUCCCGGGCCAUUAGUGACGUUGAGGAGGUGGAGGUGACCACGCAAACUACAGAGGACCAGCCUAUGGCUGAAGAGCCUGAGGACCCACCAGAGGACUACACGGAUGAAGAUGAGUCCGUUGACGAUGAUGCUGUAUAUGAACCGGGAAACGAUGAUUUCGACGAAGAAGAUGACUGGGAGGAGGUCAACCGUGCAGAGGGUGAUGCCUGA